Plasmodium yoelii is the source of this 2487-nucleotide messenger RNA. RefSeq lists its product as uncharacterized. The record is from RefSeq and is a predicted model, not a curated record. NCBI's taxonomy places the organism in Eukaryota, Apicomplexa, Aconoidasida, Haemosporida, Plasmodiidae. The transcript has a single exon. The coding region runs from base 1 to 2487 and encodes 828 amino acids.
AUGAUGCUCACAUUAUUUCCUACAAUGAACGUAAAAAAUAAAUUAUUUCUAAUUUGUAUAUAUUUCUUUAUAUUGCGAAAUGCAUAUGCUGAAAAUUUAAAUGAUGUAGAGAAUAAAUUCUCUGGAAAAAUAAAAAAUAGGAAUAAAAGAAAUAAUGCGGGAACAAAUAAAUCCUUUUAUGUAAAUAAAAAAUUAAAUAAUAAUUCCAAUUCAAAGGCGAACUCAUCUAAUACAUUAAAAUUAAAUGAAGCAAUUAUAAACAAAUUUAAUAAAAUAAAAAAUGGAGAACAUGAUGCUACAGAAAGAAAACAAAUAAUUCGUAACAGAGGUUUAUCAAGACAAAAAAAGGGUCAGAGAAAUACCAGCUUUAUUAUAAAAAGUAACGAUGAUGACAAAAUAAAUUCUAAAAAGGAAACAAAUUUUAAUCAAAAUAAUUUUCGUAAUAAGCCUCAAACUAAUAAUAAUGUAAAAAACACGUUGGGACGUGCUGAUACAGAUAUUAAUGUGAUUAAUAUAGAACAUAAUGAUGAUAAAAAGAUAUACGAUAAUAAUAAUAAUGGUAGAAAUAAUAGGGAAAAUGUCAGUGAUGAAAAUUCGGAGUAUUCAAGUGAAGACACAUCAGAUGGUUUGCUAAAUAUGGAUGAUUUGUACAAAUAUGCCGAUGAAGAUUUAAUAAAUGAUGACAUUACAGAGGACGAACCUAUUGAUGAUUUGUAUAAAUAUGCCGAUGAAGAUUUAAUAAAUGAUGACAUUACAGAGGACGAACCUAUUGAUGAUUUGUUUGAAGACAGUAUGCCAUUAUAUAAUAAUUCUGAUAAAAUAUACGAUGAAAAUGUGGAUUCUUCUCUAACUAAAGACGCUAAAAAAAUAGAUAUAGAUGUUCUUAAUUCACGUAAAAAUGACGCCUACUUAAAAGAAAGUGCAAAAAAUAGUAUUACUAAAAAUAUCGAUGAUAAAACAAUUAGUUCUAAAAAUAAAAAUAUUAAUAAAAAAACAACUUCGAAUGCUAGUCAUGAUAAUCAGACAAUUUCUAAGCCAAAUAAAACGAUAAAAAACAAUAUCCCAGAAACAAUAAUGAAUCCUCUUAGCGGAUUAAACAAUAGUAAUACGAAUUCUAUUGAAAAUAAAAAGAGUGAUGCGUCUAAAUAUCGUGGUAAUCAACCCCUUAAUAAGGAAACAAAAGAAAAAAAUAAUACUAACCAUAAAAAUAAAAUUGACGGACUACAUAAUAAGGGAAAUGAUAAAAUAGUUAAACAAAAUAAUGUCAAUAAUAUUGCAAAUAAAGAAAAUUUUAGUAAAGUAAACACAACAAAAAACGACAAAAAUAGCACAUCUAAUAUAUAUGACCCAAAUAAAAUUGUAAAAGAUGAAACAAAAUCAAUAGGAGAAAUCAUAAACAUAAACAUUGCAUUAAAUCCGACGACUCAAAAUAAAAAUAGAAAAUUGGGAAAAAAGGAGAAAAAAAAACAUACUGAUACUCGAAGAAUAAGUAGAAAAGGAAAGGGCUCACGAACACAUAAUAAUAGUGCUAAACGUGUUACCAAAAAAAAUAAUUUGAGUGUAAACUCAUUUGAUGACAAAGUUAAAACAGAUAAAUAUCAACAUAAAAAUUUAGAAAACAAAAAGCAUAUACAAAAAAAUGUAAUGCACAAUAAAAAGGGAAAAAAUAUGUCUAACCUUUUACCAGAUGAAACUGCAAAUGAUGUUAAUAAAAAUAAGCAUGAUAUAUCUAUCUCUAUUGAGGUUCCAAAAGAAAUGGGCAAAGUAAAAAUCCCAAGUAACAUUGUGAAAGAAAUUAAAAAAGGAAAUAAUAUGAAUAACGAAAGUUUUAUAUAUAUAAAUUCACAAAAUGACAAUGAUAAUAAUGGAGAAAAUAUUGAAACAGAGAGUAAUGAUACAAAUUAUGAUGAAGAAACAAAUCAAAAAGAUGAAACAAAAUAUGGUACAGAUGAGUCAUCCACUCCGAACACUACGGAAGUGGCCAAUCUAAAUACAGAAAAUAACCUAGUAAUUGAAAAAGAAAAAGAAGAUAACAAUUUGGAUCGCUAUGGUCAUGAGGAUAAUGCAGAAAAAGCAGAAAAUGGUGAACAUCCUUUAAUUACAAAAAAAAAAAAUAUAAUAAAAAAUUCUCGUAAAAUAUAUAAUUUAAAAUUAUAUAAUUGUUCCUAUAUAGAUGAUUGGGAUUUAAAUAAUGAAUAUAUUGAUGAAGAAGGAAAGUUAGUUAAAUUAAGUGGGUAUGUUUUUCAAAAUGUUGUAAAUUCAGAUUCUAUGCCUACUGCAAAUAUAACAGAUUGGAAAUUAAAAGGAUCUUGUGAUCAUGAUAAAUAUAUAUGUGGUGCCUUAAAAUAUAUGAAUAAUAUAUAUAAUAAAGGAGAAAGAGUUAUAUUUGAUGGGAAGAUAUAUGAAGCGACUAGCGAUGCAUAUAGUAAUCCUAAGGAAUUGGCAAAUGUAUGGAUUGAUAAAACAAGUGAUUGUUAUAAUUUUUGA